UAAUACAAAGUUUAUAUAUAAAAUUGUAAAAUGAAGUGUGGAGAGUGCCGACGUACUUUUGUUAAUCCAAAAAAAUUUGCAUUGCAUCUAGAAAUCUUUCACCAAAAGACUAAUUUUAUGUGUCCAGAAAAAAAUUGUAGGCGAUUAUUUUCAAGAAGGGAUGCAUUCGUUAAACAUUUAACAUCAAAACAUAUUAAUAAAUUUCCUUCAACUUCAUCAGUAAAGCCCCAUGUUCGUGACACUCAUACAAUACCUACUGCAUCGGUAUUACCUCAGAAUGCACAAGCUGCACAUCAAGAUAACUUUAAUAACAUUGAAGAUGAACGCACAGUAAGUUCUGAUAGUCUAGACACACUUGUAUCAAAAUUUUGUAGUUUAAUAGAUUCUGAAAUAAGAAAAUUCAUUUCACAGCUUUAUGACAAACUAACAAUAACAAAAAGUUGCAUUCAAAAUAUUAUUCAAUUUGUAAAUGCGUUUUUAUCAUCGGGUGUUUUAGACCUGUUACAAAAAUGUUGUGAGGUAGCUAAUGGAAACACUUUACCGUCACAAAUUUCAAAUAUGUUUAAAUUAUUAAAAAAUCCAUUUCUCCAUUUAGACACAGAACACAAAAGAUUUAAAUACUUUCUUCAAAGUAAUUACUUAAUAGAACCUUUUGAACAAGUACUUGGGCUCAGCGGUACUCGAUCUGCGAAAAAAGAUAUAGUUUCAUUGGUCUUAAAAGAUCGCAGUUUUUGUUACAUACCGUUAAAAAAAACACUUAAACUUUUUUUGGAACUCCCCAAAGUCUUUGACGAAAUUGUUACAUAUCAAGGCAACAUUUGUAAACGUAGUGCUUAUUGUAAUAUACUCAAUGGUUCUUUGCACAAAGAUUUUUUCAAUAAUGUAGACAAUAAGAUAGUCUUACCUUUGAUACUCUACUACGAUGACUUUGAGACCUCAAAUCCUUUAGGAAGUCACGCCGGUGUUCAUAAAUUGGGAGUUAUAUAUUGUUCCGUUGCUACUACACCUCCACAGUAUUCUAGCCGGUUAGAAAACAUAUUUUUAACAAUGAUAUUUUACAGUACAGACAGAUUCCAUUAUGGUAAUAAAGCAUUAUUUACUACAUUAGUACACGAAGUAAAUUACUUAGCAACUGAAGGUAUAAACUUAAGUCUUGAAGAUAGAGAAUACAAGGUUUUCUUUAAAUUGGUAGCGGUUGUAGGUGAUAAUUUAGGCAUGAAUUCAAUUUUUGGUUUUGUUGAAAGCUUCACUGCACACUACUAUUGCAGAAUUUGUUAUUGUAAGAAAAAUGUGGCACAAACCCAAACGGUUGAAGAUAAAAAUUUUUUGAGAAAUAAAAUAGAAUAUUUAAAUCACGUGGAUGGUCUUCAUUUUGGUCUAAAAGAAAAAUGCAUUUUUAACGAUGUUCACGAUUUUCAUGUUUAUAGUCAUAGUGUAUGUGAUAUAAUGCACGAUUUGUUUGAAGGUGUACAUAGAUAUACUAUGGCAAAAAUUAUAAAUACUUUAGUUUCUCAAAAUUUCUUUACCUUAACUCUACUGAACUCUAGAAUAAGA
Messenger RNA from Photinus pyralis (common eastern firefly), 1554 nucleotides. RefSeq lists its product as uncharacterized. NCBI's taxonomy places the organism in Eukaryota, Metazoa, Arthropoda, Insecta, Coleoptera, Lampyridae. The record is from RefSeq and is a predicted model, not a curated record.